AUGCCGCCCGCGCGCACCUUCGCAGCAAGUUCACACUCGCUCCCCAUUACUUCCUCGCAACGGCUUUCCACGCGCCUUGAAGCCCAAAUUGGCCGCGUCUCCACCUCUGUCUCCGGCACGUGCGCGAGGCGCGCAGCGGGGUGGCGGAUACGAGCCAUGGCGGACAAACCAGACGACAACUCGAGCAAUCCCUCCACGGAAUCGCAAUUCAUGCGCGAAUUGCGGCGCCGGCGCGCGGCCCAGUCCUCCAGCAACCAAUCAGACACUGCCAGCAAGGCACCCGGCGCAGACGCGGGGAGCGGGGGGCCGGGUGGAAGUGGUGCGGGAGGGGGGCCGGGAAUGCGCGACCAGCGGGCGAUUUCGAACGCGCUCAACAGUGAAGGGCUGGAGGGUCUACCAGCAAGAGCAGCAGAGCUGAUCAAACUGGGACUCUCCUUCUACCUGCCACUCUGGCCCUUUGCUGUCGCCAUCAUCACUGUCUUCACCGCUAUGUACCUGUUUCUGGGAUCAGACUUUGUGCAUCCGGGCAAGAGUUACGGGGAGGGCCGGCAACCUCCAAGCUACAUCGACCCUUAUGUGCUGCUAGAGGAGGAAGAGAAGUACAUGGAACGCAUUCCAUAUGAUAUGAGCACGUACCUAAAGGACAACUAUGAUCCUGAGCUGGAUGGUUGA
Molecule: messenger RNA, 672 nt
Organism: Closterium sp. Yama58-4
Lineage: Eukaryota; Viridiplantae; Streptophyta; Zygnematophyceae; Desmidiales; Closteriaceae
Source: the annotation of a GenBank genome assembly